AUGGAACGAGGUCUGAGCGACGUGUCGUUCCGAGAACAUGAACAGCGAUGUAGUCACAUCGAUUGCAAUAAUGAAGUGAAUAUUCUAUUUUGUUCAUUUUUGGGGGUGUUGCGUGAUCCUGUGAACCUAAUAAAGAACCGCCUCUGGAAACAUUAUCCUCAUCAUACAAACAGAAGAGAACUGAAAGAUCCUUGCAGUGAGAUGUUCACUUCUGCAUCCAGAACCAAGAUGAAUUUGGAAUUGUUUAGAUAUCCUUGGACAUCAAUUGUAGCUGAAAAUGUAACAGUGGAAGCAAACUUAUGAAAACAAGGUGAACAAGACUGAAACAUGGAGUUGAGACGACCUCUCUUGAUAAAUGGGAUUAUCACAAACUCCUCUAGAGACUCCUGUCCACAAAAUACAGGACACCUGUCCACAAAAUACAUGACACCAGUCUAGAAAGAAAAUACUAGUUGCUGGGGAACUGUGAUAGAGCUGAGAUGACCUCUCUUGAUAAAUGGGAUUAUCACAAACUCCUCUAGAGACUCCUGUCCACAAAAUACAUGACACCAGUCUAGAAAGAAAAUACUAGUUGCUGGAGAACUGUGAUAGAGCUGAGGAGAGGAAAACCGGAGGGGAGAAACAGGCAUCUGUGGGUCUCUUGGAAUAUUGUUAAGCACUGUGAUAAAUAUGAGUAUCACAAGCUCUUCCAGAAUCUCCAAUGGACAGUCCACAAAGUUCAGGACACUUGUUGCUGGGACCUGUGAUUGGUAUAUAAUAUUUUUACCCAAAAUAUAUUUUGCGGGUAUUUCAUCAAAUUCUGUAGUUUGUUUGCAUUACAUGGAUUGCCUCAGUUGCUUUUGAAAGUGACUAAUUCAGUGUGUCAGGUUAUCCCUACUGCACAUUGUGAUAUUUUCUCUGAUAUUAUUAAAAAAAAAUCUUAUAUAAAACUAAAAUUGAUAAAAAUAGCAUUCAUCAAUGCUAAUAAGAGCAAUGAAAGUGGUGGGAGAACCAUGAAGCUCAAAUGGAAAAAAAGAAAAAAAAGAAUGAAAAAAAAAAAUAGCACCAUAUAUGUGUUGGGAUGUAGAUUAGGUUAGUUUCCUCAAGAGUAGACCAAAUGUGCAUUGAAAUGGGAAAGUGUUUGUGAGUGGCCAAGUGAAGUGCUCUUUCAGAUGAGUAUCAGAUGUACCCUCACUUGUAUAAUUGGCCUUACGUGGCCAGUAUUACACUGUAAGAGAACUUCAUAAAAUCUUUCACGAGCUUUGUUGAAGAUCUUUAAGCUUUGAUGAACAUAUUACAUUGUAUCCAAAAUAUAUUGCAAUGAAAUACAUUGUUUGAAGAUACUGCAUCCAAUAUUUAAUUCCCUUUCUUUGAAAGUGGAUCUACUCAUUUGCCUACAGACUCUAUUUAAUUAAAGCAGCAUUGCCCAAUGCUAAGGUUACUGACAAUUGGAGAAACUUACAUUAGUUUAUCGUUUAAGCACUAAAAUUUCUCUAUGUACUUUGCAUGGAAUUAUUCUAGAGAGAUCAAGCCAUUGACAGUGCAAUGAAGGGAGAUUUUUUUUCAGGGUGAGAAAUGCAUUCUAAUAAUAACACAUUAAUAUACUGCUACUGCAAGAAUAAUCGUUGAACGUCAGUGUAAAUUAUUGCUCUCCAUAUUUUAAAUGAAAGUAAUCUUGAAUCUACUUCAUCCCAGGAGUACAUAAAAGAUUAAUUUUCCUUUCCCAUUCUCAUUGCAAUAUCUCAUGCUGCUUCUCCAAUAUGUUUUAAUUCAUGCGUGACAAUUCAACAUUGAUUGCUUGUACUGUGCCUUUGUUGUACUCUUUGUGUAUUUUAUUUUAACGAAAACUUGUGCCAUUGCAUCAUGUUACAUACCAUCAUUAAGGUAUAGAUUGUAACAUGUCGAAGGAAA
This is a messenger RNA of Gryllus bimaculatus (two-spotted cricket), 1890 nucleotides long. The record is from the annotation of a GenBank genome assembly. NCBI's taxonomy places the organism in Eukaryota, Metazoa, Arthropoda, Insecta, Orthoptera, Gryllidae.